CUCAUUAGGCUUACAACUAUACUUGUACAUCGGAGGAGAAAAAAGGAAAACCCAAAAAAGAACUCAACAGAAAACACUUUGCAGCACAGACUACAGACUGCAGGCCGCAGACAUUUGGUGGGCGGAUAGCACUUCUUAUAUCCGAAGAAAGAGUUGGGAUAUAUAUUUAUAUUCAAGGCGGCACUUCUAAAUUGUUCUCAUUAGCGUUCAGCAAGUAAUACGUAAUCGUCUCAAAUAAUGGUUGCUUGAAAAAAGUGAACAGUCGAUCGUAGCUAAUCACAAAGAUAGCCAACAAAGCCUCAGGCAGUAAGCAAAACAAUAACACUUUUAAGCUGAAAAGAAAAGGCAACAUGGCCGACUCCGAGUGCAGAAAGAGUGUUAAGGAGAGUCCUGCUGCUAUGGUCGAAUGGAUCAACGCCAAUCUUGGUAGUAACUUGAGGCAUUGGCGGGAGCUGCGGAGCUGCGCUCAUUGGUGCCAGAUCAUGCAUAUGAUCGAUCCAGCUGUCCUGGAUUUGCGGGACGUGCGUUUUGCCGUGUCCGGCCGGAAAGAUUGCAUUCACAACUACGGGCAGUUGCGGCAGGCAUUUGAUGCUGCUGGCCAGAUCCUUCAGUUCUCCGCGGCGCAACUGUUGCGGCCCGACGAGGAGAAGGUGCUGCAGCUGGGGAAAUGGAUGUACGCCUAUUACCAGCUCAAGUAUGAUGGACACCCCUAUGAUGCGGUGAUUGAACGCCAGGGUCAAGAGUUUCGCAUGCUGUCAGAGCCUUCAACGUCCGGCAAGCGGAUUGGCGCUGAGCCGAUCCCCAAUUCGACCACCAAUUCCCAGAGAACGAGCUUCACAAGCCUCGUGAAGAGAUAUAUGAGCUAUGCGAAGCGGAAAUCAUCAUCAGGAACGGCAUCUAAGCAGGCCAUAUCGGCAUCAGAUGUGGACAUAGUCAAGGGUAAAUCGCUCGUGCAAGUCUAUGGCAAGAGCGAUGGGAGCUCCGCAGAAGCUAAAACAAGCACGCCGACCUCCAAGCAAUCGCUCUUCACGCGCAUCUUCCGCAAAGCAACGGACAUCUCUGCGCAGAGAGACAGUAGCAGAAGCAACACAACAAGCAACCCCCCAUCUCAGGAACCUUCAACGCUCGACCCCCAAUCACACACCUCCAGCUCGGGCACGAUCGAGCUCACGGCAGUAUACAGCAGCGACAAACUGACUCGGCCCAGCAGUGCCACCCUAAUGCCUUGUCCCAACAGCAGCCUAAACACUAGCCGGCCGGCACCAGCCGAGCUGGAGACGUGUCGGGGCGAAGAUAUCAACACUGAGAGCACCUCAGUCUUUCAGCAUCUGACGUCCAAGUUGGAGGACAGUGCUGGGCCGCACCUCAGCAGCAGCUUAAGCAGCUUCACCAGCUGGAACAGCAAAAGCACGCCUGUCCAUAAGAAAAGCGAAAUGAUGCCGCAUUUGGCAAAUAGUUGCUGCAGCAGGUGCUUUCCCAGAGACAGUUGCUCGGCAGCAAGCAGCAAGAGUUUCUCGAGCCCAGGCUGGGAGUAUCGUGAUCGGGUUCGUGAGCGUCUGCGGGUCAAGCAGAGUAUCGAGCACGUCCAGAGCUGGCUGCAGGACAUGAAUCAGAAUACGGCGUAUGCUAAGGGCGACGACGACGACGAAGAGUCCUCUUCCAACGACGAGUCAGACCAAUUCUUUAAGAAUCUAAUUCAACACUAUGGCGAGGCACGUGCCCUCAUGAUCAACUACAUUCGUCGCGAGAGAGACCGUCGAUCAGAGGAGCGCAAACGCGAGCAGGAGGCCGAGUGCAGAGCACAGGCUCGCUGCCCCUAUGACGAAAUCGUUGGCUUAAGGAUAGCUGGAAAAACUGCCACCAACACCAAUCAGCAGCCGAAAAUUGCUCCCCAAGCACCAGUUAAGCUCAAGAAAAUUGAAACAUUUCCACCAAUAAACCACACCCAACGAGCAAACGAAUACGUUCGGAAAUAAACAAAGAUACACUAUAAACAAAAGCCCAAUCAGUGUGUAAGGAUUACAUAAAUGCAAAAAAAAAAAUAAAAUAAAAUAAAAGCAAUAAAUAGCUGCCAAA
Molecule: messenger RNA, 2076 nt
Organism: Scaptodrosophila lebanonensis
Lineage: Eukaryota; Metazoa; Arthropoda; Insecta; Diptera; Drosophilidae
Product: microtubule-associated protein RP/EB family member 1-like
Exons: 3
Coding region: 351-1976 (541 amino acids)
Biological process (GO): regulation of microtubule polymerization or depolymerization; protein localization to microtubule plus-end; spindle assembly
Cellular component (GO): microtubule organizing center; microtubule plus-end; cytoplasmic microtubule
Molecular function (GO): microtubule plus-end binding
Source: RefSeq, a predicted model, not a curated record